GAUUGGAACAAAUGACAAAUGUCAUGAUGUGUUGAUGAGUUCUUUCAGUCAGGUGGGAUAGUGGUCCUGAUGCGACCAGAUAGUCCUGGUGGAACGCAUAGGUUUUCCUCGUCCAAUUUAGUCGGUUUAAAAACGCGUGAUGGGACAUAAAUAUGAAAUAUAUUUAUGUUUUAUAGUGACACAUUACAAUUUAUGUAGAUUCUACAGUAGUUGUGUUUUUUAUUCAGAUUUAACAGUCAUAACAAGUUGUUAACGCCUUCUUUGCGUUUUAUAUGGCGAGGGAAGAAACCGUAGAAUUUAGUCCGAAUGUGACCUUGAUUGGGCCAAUCUAACCGAAAGCGGUGAAGUUUGAAUAUUUUCGACGUUUUAUGACUGUUUAAGUUGUACAAUUUUAUCAGGAACAUUCUUUCACUGAUAACAUCCUGAAGUUUACUCCCUUUGUUAGAAGCGGUUCAAACCUGUUCACAAACUGGCUGAGGGACUCACGGGGGGAGACAGACCUCUGUCGCCUCUGAUUGGUCUGAACUCCCACGUGUAUAUUGGAUGACGUCGUUGCGUCUGAGGAAAUUACAAUUCGAAAGCAUGCAAAUUUGUCAUCAAUUUGCCGUUGUUACAUUUCCAUAGUGUACUGUAAAACGAAUAUAUAUAUAUAUAUAUGCCUAAAAAUACAUAGGCCUUUCCUCAUAAAGUAAUUGAUAUGGUACAACAAUUACAGUAGUACUGAGGUUGAGGCUGAGGUUCAGUUUCAGUCUAUAACAGUGAUAUUUGCAUAAUAGCUGUUCUAGUGGGACAUGUAAACUGAUACAGCUAGGAUUAAUUCAGCAUCUUUACAGGGCAUAACAACACAAGAGAUUUGAAGGAAAAACUAUCCCAUGGUUAGUAUACACCCGUAAUAAAAUACACUCUUGACAUAAGACAGCAAUACAAACAUAUAUGGCAGAGUAAGUUCCUAUCUCAUAAUUAGGACAGUAAAUGCACCUCUGUGUGGGCGAAUCAGGCUGUCGUUGCCAGGGUGAUGUCUGAGAGCUGAAGCAAUAUUUUCUCCAGAGCAAUUGUAUCCACCACAAUAUACCAUCGCCAAGACCUCCAGCAGAAGAUUGGUUGCCUUCUCGGCGACUCACCGAACCUACCGGUACCCUAAAUUCAGAAUAGCCUUUACGAAAACAACAUUAAUCGGUAGGGUUCCUUACAGAUGUAGGAUCUUCGUUUGAUCACCGUCUUGAAGGAGGACCUUCCUGCAAUGCAGGACAGUUUUUACUUUUGGUGUAUUUGAGGUUUCAAAGGGCAUCUGAAGUUUGUAAUUUCCACUUUGAAAUUUCAGACUUGAUUUUCCCUUGUGAACCAAAUGUAUCAACCCCUACCAAAAAAAUGUCUAUGAAUUAUAAUCCAUAUAAUAAUUCACAUUUCCUGUUGCUGCAGGAUUACUUUCCUGCUGUAGCAAUCUGGCUCAAAUUAAGACCCUACAUCUGUAGACCCAGGUGUGUUAGUGCUGGGCUGUAGCUCUCCUGGACCAAAGCUGCCUGCCUGCUACACUGCUUUUAUCUCACUUGGUGUUGAAGUACAGCGCAUUCAGAAAGUAUUCAGACCCCUUCACUUUUUUCCACAUUUUGUUACAGCCAUAUUCUAAAAUUGAUUGAAUAAAUGUUUUUCCUCGUCAACCUACCCCAUAAUGACAAAGCAAGAACGUGUUUUUAGACAUUUUUGCAAGUGUUUAUUCGUUUAAAAAAAAAUGUUUACCUAGUUUUUGAUGCAAUGUAAUAACCCUCAUUGAUGCUGUGUGUUGAUUGAUUGAUUGCCUCUGAUGAAUUUGUCAAAUAAAACAUGCUGUUGGUUUUUUAAUAAAGAUGCGUGAAUGUACCUGCUCUCGAGUCCCUCUUUAUUUACCUCAGAUACUACAGUCCAUCUCUGCUGGCUCUCUGUUUUGUCUGUGAGAAUAACAUGGCUGCUUCUACUGCUGCAUGGCAUGAGGGUUUUUUGGUGAAAUCUCUCCCUCCCUUUCCCUCCUCCCUGUAUAUCGCUCCCUGUCUCUGUUCCCUUUUUCUUUCUGUCUCUCCAUCCUCCCAUAUUACAGAACACACGGUCAUUCAUAAAGGGCCUUAGUCGAGGGGCGGGACCAGGUUAGCUUUGUUCCAAUGGGAGGCCGAGUAGUAAUGUGUCGGAGUAGCCGGCUGAAAAUCCACUGCUCAUUCUGGUUCAUACCGGUAUGCGCCUGCUCUCCUCACUCUGCCGGUGUGACUUGGCAACCACACACACACACACACACACAAAAUGUUCUCUGCUGACAAGAUAACAUGCGGGAGUGCCGAGGUGGCAGGAAACAGAUCUAUACCCACAUCAACGUGAACAUUUAUCGAUGACAUGUAGAUUGAGGAAGUGAAAGGGGAUCCGUGCUUCCUCUGCCUGUCUUCUCCGCUCUGUACUGUCUGAAAUGUUCAUGGAUUAAAUUAAAUGACAUGUUGUAUUUCGCGCAUCGAUGACAUGACUGGAUGAAGACAGUCCAGAGGAGGCCCUGACUGUCCUCAACACAGGAUUACACGAGUUCGCGUUCAGCUUCCUGCUACCACAGAUGCCCCUGGCCACAUCGUUUGAAGGGAAGCAUGGUAGUGUGAGGUACUGGGUGAGAGCAGAGCUCUACAGACCAUGGCUGCUGCCUGUCAGAGUCAAGAAAGAGUUCACUGUCUUUGAACACAUUGACAUCAACACACCACUGCUACUGGCCCCUCAAGCUGGCACUAAGGACAAGACCCUGUGUUGCUGGUUCUGUGCCUCAGGACCCAUCUCACUCAGCGCCAAGAUAGAGAGGAAAGGAUACACACCAGGUGAGUCCCUCCAGAUCUUUGCGGAGGUGGAGAACUGUUCGUCCAGGGUGGUGGUGCCCAAGGCAGCGCUGUGCCAGACCCAGACCUACUUCGCUAAAGGCAAGGCUCGACAGCUCCAGCAGCAGGUGGCGGCCCUGCGUGGGGACACCCUGUCCCAGGGGAAGAGCCAGAGCUGGGAUGGAAAACUGCUCCACAUACCCCCGGUCUCCCCAUCCAUCCUGGACUGUCCACUCAUUAGAGUGGAGUACUCACUGAUGGUGUAUGUGGACAUCCCUGGGGGGUUGAACCUGUCUCUGUCGUUGCCGUUGGUGAUAGGGACCAUCCCUCUCCACGCAUUCACCAGUCGAACCAGCAGCAUCAGCAGCUACUGUUGUACCGUCAGCUGGCCAGAGAGACCUGAGGCUCCCCCCAGCUACAGUGACCUGGCGGUGACAGAGGAGCAGAGGCGAGGCUGUCUGGAGCGCUGUGAGGGGUCAGAGGUCAACCAAGAGGGCCAGGGAACGCUGCAAGCUUACAUCACAGAGUUCAGAUUCCAGCCCCCACCUCUCUACUCCGAGGUUGACCCUAACCCAGAGCCGAGCUGUGGAGGUCAGGAGACCCGACCCCUGACCCUCUCGCUGAGGACAACACUGACUUGCUCAGAGCCAACAGGCAACUACACAUACAGGUGACUCCAACAUGGCCACCAUUAUAGCCCCCUACUGGAGCCAGUCACCUACAGAUGGAUCCAACAUGGCCACUGCUACAGACCCCUGAAGUGGGACCAACAUGGCCGUCUCAUCCUUAGUUUCCUCAGGAUGGGGUCCAUUGAUGUUAACAGACACAGGGAUGUCAGCUGUGAGAGACACUGUGUGGAGAGGCCAGGAGACGCCUCAGUCUGACCAACAUGGCGGUUUUCUGCUGGUCAGGAUGAACAGAUAGUGCCUAGACCCAGCUUCAGAUACAUAUGACCAUUACAUGGCACAUCUAAGACUAGAAAGGAGAAGAGAGGAAGAAGAAAAGGGAGAGAAUCCACUGUUGGACUGUUGGAAACAGUGGUCAGGAAUCUCCUCCAGCCUCAGAGUGAAUUUUGCACAUGCCUUUCUCGUUGUUUGUCUACUGAACUUCCACAGCUUUUCUUCCUCAACGCUCAUAUAUGCUGCAACGUGGCCGUCGUCUUCUUACCACCGUUACCACGUAACCCGAAACCGAACACAGACUCUUUUAGAACAAACUAGGAAACGAAUGAAAAUAGACAGGUUUUUUUUUUUUUUUUAUGUGUUCAUGUGUCUUGGGUUUCUUGACUGGGGAAUGUCGUGCAUGGUGAAAUGACCAUUGUGUGACAGACACAGGUGAAGCACUCACUCCCCACUCUUGUCUUUCUGGGUUCUUUCCUCACUACACCCUCCACAGAUACAGUGCCCUACAAAUCACCUGUUUGAUUGUAGUAUCUGGACAUGUGACACAGAGAGAAGCUCUGUGUCACAUAAGAUGGAGAGCAACAGAAGGAUGUGAAACAAAAGGGUCAAUUGUGGUUUUGAGAACAAAAGGAGUCCAACCGAGAUUGUAGUUCAAAGAUUAGCUCUACUUCCAACUUGAUACACAGUCUAAAAUAUUUUUGUAUUUGUUGUUUUUCUAUGUUUGUGUACGCGACACUAUUAUUGCCAUUACGGAAAUGACUGCAAUCACGAUCUUCCUUUGUAUGAAAUAAAGAAGCCCUUUUGUAGA
Molecule: messenger RNA, 4526 nt
Organism: Oncorhynchus gorbuscha (pink salmon)
Lineage: Eukaryota; Metazoa; Chordata; Actinopteri; Salmoniformes; Salmonidae
Product: arrestin domain-containing protein 3-like
Exons: 8
Coding region: 2567-3490 (307 amino acids)
Biological process (GO): protein transport
Cellular component (GO): cytoplasm
Source: RefSeq, a predicted model, not a curated record